Molecule: messenger RNA, 1438 nt
Organism: Lipotes vexillifer (Yangtze River dolphin)
Lineage: Eukaryota; Metazoa; Chordata; Mammalia; Artiodactyla; Lipotidae
Gene: LRP2BP
Product: LRP2 binding protein
Exons: 9
Coding region: 16-1062 (348 amino acids)
Molecular function (GO): protein binding
Source: RefSeq, a predicted model, not a curated record
CGCUGUGGAGACAGGAUGAAGUUGACCAGUGAAAAGUUGCCCAAGAACUCCUUUUAUACUUCUCUAUCCCACUAUGCUGCUAAUAACCAAAAACUCUUCCAAUGGAGAAAGGAAAAGACUGAUCAUUACAGCCAUGCUAGUUUGGUGGAAAAGGCAUUGCACCUCUUGAAGGAAAGAAUAAGAAGAGGGGAUACUCUGGCAUAUUUCCUACGAGGUCAACUGUAUUUUGAAGAGGGUUGGUAUGAAGAAGCAUUAGAACAGUUUGAAGAAAUCAAGGAAAAGGAUCAUCAGGCAACUUACCAGUUAGGAGUCAUGUAUUAUGAUGGCCUGGGGAUGACUGCAGACGCUGAAAAAGGAGUGGAAUAUAUGAAGAAAAUUGUUGAUUCUCCAUGUCCCAAAGCAAGACACUUACAAUUUGCAGCAGCUUACAACCUUGGAAGAGCUUAUUAUGAAGGAAAAGGCGUUAAACAAUCAGACGAGGAAGCUGAAAGACUGUGGCUUUUUGCUGCAGACAAUGGAAAUCCAAAAGCUAGUGUGAAGGCUCAAAGUAUCCUAGGAUUGUAUUACUCAACAAAGGAACCCAGAGAGUUAGAGAAGGCAUUUUUUUGGCAUUCAGAAGCUUGUGGCAAUGGAAACCUGGAAUCCCAGGGUGCACUUGGGCUCAUGUACUUUUAUGGACAAGGUAUCCACCAGGAUACCGAGGCUGCCCUGCAUUGCUUGAGGGAAGCAGCAGAGCGUGGAAAUGUCUACGCUCAAGGGAAUCUCGUGGAGUAUUACUAUAAGAUGAAAUUUUUUACAAAGUGUGUUGCAUUUUCCAAAAGGAUUGCUGACUACGAUGAGAUUCAUGACAUCCCCAUGAUAGCCCAGGUCACGGACUGUCUCCCAGAAUUCAUCAGCAGAGGCAUGGCCAUGGCCUCUUUCUACCACGCACGGUGCCUGCAGCUUGGUUUGGGUAUCACAAAGGAUGAAGCAACAGCUAAACACUAUUAUUCUAAAGCUUGUCGUCUGAAUCCUUCAUUGGCAGAUGAACUUCACACUUUACUUAUUCGUCAGAGAAUUUAGACUACAAUGUAUUUCAACAAAGAUCAUCAAUCCUAACAACUUAGAAUGGUCAGAGCCCAGGCCUCACCUGGAAUGUUUUCAAGCAGCUUCUGCUGUGCUCUCCGCUUUGUUUCCUGGCUUUGUUCUUCACUUGGGACUGUGUUCGGAGGUGCCAAAUUCCCACCGGGCCACAAAGCGUCCCGGAGAGCGCCGAUGUAGUAGACCACCAUUUGCUCGCUGAGAGCCCAGUCCACUGCGUCCCGGAGUUGUCUUUCAAGAGCAAAAUAUUUCUUGGAUGAGGUUUUAAAAAAUCUUAUUCUCUAUUCUCACAAGGCAUUUGUCAAUGGGUAGGUUAAGAUAAGCGUUUGAUGAAUAAACUAGGAAUUGGAUUUUUAAA